AUGGGUAAUUUGACAGGUAUAAGGGGUAUUGGGAGCAAGAUUUCCCAAGAUACCUGGGUAGACCACUCUUGUCCCUCGAGACAUGUCACUGGGUCUACUCACCAUCAAUGUCAGCACCCACAAGUCUGGUACUGCACAUCACGGCUCACCACCGGACUAAACCACCAAAGAAAUUCACCAUUCAGUAUCAAUCACCAGAAACUAGCCAAAGCCGGACUUGCUCACAACACAUAUGACACAAAUAGAACAGAAGACGGAUACAGCAAGAAGCAGCAAACAGCAUUAGUUGACAGUCGACAAGAUUUUAAGUUGAUAAUAGAAGUUUGA
Molecule: messenger RNA, 327 nt
Organism: Phycomyces blakesleeanus NRRL 1555(-)
Lineage: Eukaryota; Fungi; Mucoromycota; Mucoromycetes; Mucorales; Phycomycetaceae
Exons: 4
Coding region: 1-327 (108 amino acids)
Source: RefSeq, a predicted model, not a curated record